CUGACAAAAUAUUGCAUGCCAAUAUGCCAUACAUAUAUACUACAUUAUUACUCAUCGUUUUCCCUUUUCUUUCAUUUAUCUGAUUUAUUUAUUUAUUUGUUUGUUUGUUUCUUUGGCUAUCUGAUAUCUCUCUUUAUUCAUUAUCAUCUGAUACCUUUCUUCAUUCCUAACUAAUUAACUCGUGAAUCUCAGAUCGAAGGUGGCAUUUAGAUGGACAGUUGAACGAGGUGUAACUCCAAAAAUAAAUACACACAUUGUUACUUCAACAUCAUAUAAGGUGGAGACGAAUGUAGCAUGGCAGCAACAAAAGUUGGUGAAGUUGUGCAAGGACAAGAACAUUCAUGUCGCGGCUUGGCCUCCUCUCGGAGCAAACGGUGCGCGUUCUGGGGCACCCUCGCGGUUAUGGAAAGUCCUGUUCUCAAAGAAAUUGCAGCUUCGAGAAACAAGACUGUGCCACAGGUGGCAUUGAGAUGGAUAAUUGAGCAAGGCGUAACUCCAAUAGUGAAGAGCUACAACAAGGAGAUGAUGAAGGCAAAUCUUGAAAUUUUCAACUGGGAACUAAGUGAGGAAGAUAUCUGCAAGAUCCAAACGAUUCCUCAAGCAAAAGCAUUCAAAGGAGAUAGAUUUAUUAUUCAAGAUCAUGGGGAUUACAACAGUGUUGAAGAACCUCUGGGACGGAGAACUUUAACCAAACAUUGAUCUUCUCUAACUCGAACAUAUUCCCAUUCGAGCAAUUCGAUUUUCUUUGUCGUGCACCGAAACUCUUUUUAGCUCAAAAUCAGCUGUGACUUUGGUUGCCUAUACACACUCUCUU
This is a messenger RNA of Salvia splendens (bonfire salvia), 814 nucleotides long. Its product is annotated as probable NAD(P)H-dependent oxidoreductase 1. The record is from RefSeq and is a predicted model, not a curated record. The coding region runs from base 295 to 699 and encodes 134 amino acids. The transcript is spliced from 3 exons. NCBI's taxonomy places the organism in Eukaryota, Viridiplantae, Streptophyta, Magnoliopsida, Lamiales, Lamiaceae.